Molecule: messenger RNA, 3190 nt
Organism: Thermothelomyces thermophilus ATCC 42464
Lineage: Eukaryota; Fungi; Ascomycota; Sordariomycetes; Sordariales; Chaetomiaceae
Exons: 5
Coding region: 812-3010 (732 amino acids)
Cellular component (GO): cytoplasm
Molecular function (GO): protein binding
Source: RefSeq, a predicted model, not a curated record
AUGUUCAGUAACCUCAUCGGUAGGUCGGCACUUGUAAGUCAGUCCGCUGGCGCCAUGGUAUUCUUCUCGUCGUUUUGACGAGUCUGAGGCCUUCCCGACCUUAAAGAUUCCCUCCAUCAGAAUAGCCCCCGAGCCCCGCACCCCGCGGCUCAGCUUCGACCCCAUGACCCUUUGAACCUUCAUCGGCUCCAACUCAAGGCCGCUUUGAACUCGCGAAAGGAUCGAGGAGCUGUUAUACUUUUCUCCCCUAUUCGCACGUGUCUCGCGAGGAGAACAAAGAACGUAUUACCCAUUGGCAGGAGGUUUCCCCGUUAUUCUCUCCGAUUUGCGAUUCAAACCAUUGGUAGCCCCGACCAGCGUGCGGGAAGGCGCGGAGAACUAAAGGCAGCCCGCCUGUCCAGUCGCAGCUCAGUGGCCCAAUCUCACGCCCGCGGGCACCCUUUGCCUAGUUACACCCCACCUUCCGAAACUGCUCGAGGGCAUCCUGCCUGGCUCCCGAAACCAACCACCACGACCUCCUUCUCCUUCGCUCUCUUCCAGCUUGACCGCCCGCUAUAUCUCUCCACAGUAUCGGGUCGAAGCAGUACUUGAGCGAGCCACCACGCAUUUGAGCUGCUGUAUCCCCUACAGUUCUGCUGCAUAUCCGGGCCCUCCGGCACGGUGUAGCAACUUCCCGCAUCUGCACCUCCGCUCUCUCUGACGUGGAAGAGAGCAAGCCAGCAGCACCGGAACUGCAGCCUUUUGGCUCCUCUCUAACAUAAUCUGGACCUCAGCAGUCAGCCCAAAGCUUCCCGGACAGACCUCCAGAGCCAUGAGCGCGGCGACCUCAUCCAACAAAACUGUGGUGCUCAGCCUCUCCACGGAUCCGUCUUCGGGCUCCGACGUCCUGUUCCCCGAACGUCGCAUUGUCUUCCAUCAGGGGAAGGACAACAUCAUAGUCGGGCGAGCGUCCAAGGUUUCCGUGAAAGGCUACGUCGCAGGCAUCGAGAAUGCGUGGUUCUAUAGCCCGGUGAUGUCCAGACACCAUGCCCAGAUCUUUGCCAGAAUGGAUUGCAACAAAGUUGAGAUCAAGGACCUAGGCUCGCUCCAUGGCACAUUUUUGAACGGAGACGAGCGUAUCUCUGCUGAUGAGUUUCGCGAACUCAAGGACGGAGAUGUAUUGCGAUUUGGCGCGCCGAUUUGGCGGGGAGUAGAGCAGUUUGUUCCCACCACGGUCAAAGUCGGCCUCGAAUUUCCCAACCAGGACGGUACCAGCACGUUUCAAGUUCCCGAUGAAUCCGACGACGACGACGACGACGGGUCCGACGUCGAUCAAUCUAGCAAUGAUGAGAACAUGAAACUGGGAACCAACGCGCGUCACCUGACGACGCCGGGCGGCUUUGCCCCAUCCAACGCGGCUGUUGUGCCCAGCAUUGAUCUGACCGGCUCAGACGCCGGCCAUCAGUCUCGUCAGGUCAUUGACCUGUCAACACCGCGGGGCUCACCAAUUCCAAUCGACGAGAACGAGGGAACGACCAGCUUUUCCGAGCGCAAGAUCGAUCAAACUGAGGAUGCCGCUGACAACCAGGCGACUAGUUUUGAGCUCGGGGGAUUGGCGGAUCGCGAGAAGUCGAGAGACAGAACUGACACUCCUGCUAGCAUGGUUGAUCAUCAUCAUGACAGAUCUCGGCCUGCAUGGGGCAGUUCCCCGAGUUCCGAUUCCGUUGAUUUCUCUCCCAGAUUGCGCAUUGUCAGCUUCGACGAGUCAGAUGAAGAACUUGAAAGCGAGCGGUCAGCCUGCAGUGAGACUACGAGCGAUGAAGGCAUGGAUGGUUCCGAUGAUCUGGACGACCUGAACAGUUCAGAGAGCGUCCACGACAGCGAAGGAGACUUCGGAGACCAUCCAUCAGACGACGGUGGUUUUGGCUUUGAGUCAGACAAUAGUAUGGACACAGACCAUCCCCAACACGACUGGGGCAACCUCCCACAGUCUACCGAAUUCUUGGACUUCCCAGAGAUCGAGCCACUGGUUAAAUCUUUGUCCCGCGGCCCCGUCGCUCUCGCGCAGGGUCAGACCGCCACCGGAGGGAAUGGGGUGGUCAGUAUUGACUUGUUGCUGAAUAGCGAUAAGCCUCAGUCUCCAAUUGCGGUACAUGCUGGAGAUCCCUCGACUUCAGCCCCAGGUACCAAGACGGCCGAAAUUCUGGGCGCCAGGACGGGAAAAAUGGACUACUUCCUUGCGCGAGAGGAAAACAGGACCACGCUCAUGACACAGAAAGCCGUUGCCACGCGCCUUCCUUCGGUCCGGGAUCUUUGCAAUAACGAUGAGCCCAUGGAUGGACUAAAAGACCACCAAUUUAACCCGGCAGCGCACAUAACGUCUCCAUUCUCGCAGUCUCAAUCUGGCCAUGUCGGCCACCGCACGACUUACUCGCCUGGUGAGCCACACAUCAUUGGCUCACCCGUAAGCCUCGUCGAAGGAUUGGACGAACACUCCCGUCGAACCCACGUGGGCAUAUCCGACAUCGUCAACACCUCUCAGGCAGACCAUAGUGAGGUGGCCUCUCACAAGAAAACGGAGAUAUCCUUUCCAACUCCGCCGCCCGUCGAAGAGACGCAGCCUCACUCAUCGCAAUGCAACCGUGAGCGGACGCAGACGGCCGGGGAACCUCGUGCAGUUUCCGCAGCCCAGGCGGACGAAGAUUCGCAACCACCCAACCGCGGCGAAGGAAAGCGGAAGGCAGAUGAAAUUUCAUCUGCAACCCAAGAGGAGGAAGAGUGGGCUGCUGUUACAGCCCAGGCCACACAGUCAGAGUCUCCGCUGCGGCAGGGGGGGGCCAUCAACCAACAUGUCAGAACGUCGGACCAGGCUGGAAGGCACCCUUCAAAUUCGGUAUCGUAUGAAAGGUCAACGAAGAGGGCGAGGAUGAUGCGUAUCGCGGAGCGUCUCGGAUAUGCCGCUCUCGGUGGUGUGACAGCGGGGGCCAUGAUUGUUGGCACGCUCAUCUACACUGCCCCCACGUUCAGCUGAGAGCAGUGACAAACGUGAUGACUUGUUUUGCUUUGUUUGGGAUUUGACUUGCGUCUUCAUCUCUUCGUUUCGCCUACUUAACGAGACAUUACUGGUUUCAGGAGGAAAUGAAUGGCGUUUGUGCCUGUGUGGGAGCACGGAAAUGGUAUCAUGAGAAGUGGCUCAGGGACGGGACGGGAA